UUGUACCAUUCAGAGCCAGAGGUUACCAUCUUAGAUCGUUGGUUGCUAAACUUGUUGAAGUAUAUUUUUAGGAUGUUCAACUGCGGUCUAGUGUUACUUCUUCUGUUUAAGAUAGCUGGUGCCGAAGACGAAUAUUACAUCAAUGUUGAAGCUAAGUGUCCAGAGUCGAUAUUAAACCCACCUGCAGAGAUAACAGUGACUGCUGAUUUACCCAGCUCUAAACCAUUUGCUCUAUGCUCCAAUGGUGAAUUCUAUUUUACUAUGGACAACUAUGGAUCUUAUUCAUUAAAAGUUGUUUUUGACACCAACGCAACAGUAACAUGCGCUUUCUAUCAAAAGUCGUCCGCAGCAGACGUCUAUUCUGUCAGUGUAUACAUACCAUUAUCUGAACGUGUCAUAACUGUCGACAUUCCCGAAAAGAUAGUCACGUGUAUUUAUGACCCAAUCGGUGACGAGAAAACAAGUGUACAAGAGCUUGAGGAAAGUAAAACCCCGGUAAAACAGAUAGAACAACAUUUGGCAGAAACCAGUAAAUCUACCAUAAAUAUCUGUGUGGCUGAUAUCAAUAAUAACUGUAUCACAGGGAAUGUGAUGAUAGGAAAAAAUGUCAAAAUAAAAGCUGUUCUUGUAGGGAACUCUCCAGAUGAACAGGGGUUUCAGACAUUGUCGUGCAGUGCAACAGGAGCAGCAUACAAAUUGCCUAUAUUAACAGCAGGAUGUGGACAAGGAAGUCUUUUUAAAACGGAUGCAGGUUUUAUAACAACUGGUAAGGUUGCUUACAGUCCUGUAUUUGAAAUGUUCCGUACUGCUGGUGGAACUGCAAUGAAAUAUGAUUGCUCAUUUGUUGUCUGUCGGACACCAUGUGAUGGAAGUUCAUGUACAAUCAAAACUAGAAAGAAAAGAGACACAUAUUCCGUCAGAGAGCCACAUUUUUCGGAAAAAAUAUACAUUCCAAAGGACAAGGUUUUAGAUGCGAACUCCUAUCCAGAUGAAGAUACUUUACAGGCUUUAGAAAUACAGGCUUUAGAAAUCCAGCAAGAUGGUUAUAAUAAAGAUAAACUACCGGUUAAUCCACGCAAGGAACGGCUAAUGAAGAAAGGUAAACAAGAACCAGGAUUGAAAGAAGCAGAGAGGGUAUCAGAACAGAAUGAUAUAAGACGUUUAACCAAGACAAUACAAUCAGAAGAAUCGAUUUGGUCAAAAGAAAGCAUACUUAUAUUAACGUUGGCUUUCAUGACCAUGUUGUUUAUGGCAAUCACUGUCAAAGUUAUGUUAGCUCUUAACAGAUCUAUGGUUGAAGUGCAGAAUGAGCUAGCACGAAAAGAAACUUUGCCACAGCUGAAAUUGAUUUCAUAGGCAAUUUUUGAAAUAAAACGGAAUUGGCCCAAA
Molecule: messenger RNA, 1389 nt
Organism: Mytilus californianus (California mussel)
Lineage: Eukaryota; Metazoa; Mollusca; Bivalvia; Mytilida; Mytilidae
Product: vitelline envelope sperm lysin receptor-like
Exons: 10
Coding region: 73-1356 (427 amino acids)
Source: RefSeq, a predicted model, not a curated record